GAUUUAGCACUAGUAGUUAAUCAGGAAACAAGGUAUAAAGCCUCUUUUUCUACCCAUGAAAAACUAAACAAAACCUCUGUGCAAACUCCUCCACUGCCGCCAAACGUUCUAGGGUUUGAAAUCUUAUCUUCCUCAAUGGCGGAGAAAGAGGCGUCGCCGGAGCCCGCCGAGGCCAACCCACCAACUGAAGACAUGGAUCUCGAAAACCUUGACUCCUCCGCCCAAAACCCUAAUGCCGGAGACGACGCCAACGGUGACUCCAAAUCGAAGCGCGGGAGAGAGGAAGACGGUGAAGAAACCGAAGACGUUUCCAAAAAACAGAAACUGGAGAAGUCCGUAGAGGAAGAAAGGUUGGAGAAGAAGUCAGAUGAGUCACCGGAGUCGGGUCGUGUACGGCUCGGUCCGAAGGAGUUCGGGUCGUCUUCGGAGAUGUUGGAUUACUUUUGCUAUUUGCUUUAUCAUUGGGGUACUCAACUGAACUUUAACAAGUAUGAACAUAUGGUAUUGCUGGACUUGCUUAAGAAAGGUCAUCUAGAGCCUGAGAGAAAGAUUGGUGGAGGGGUCAAAGCUUUCCAAAUCCGUAAUCAUCCCCAGUGGAAGAGUAAAUGUUUCUUUGUGAUUAGGGAUGAUGAAACUAUGGAUGAUUUUAGCUUCCGCAAGUGUAUUGAUCAUAUCCUUCCCUUGCCUGAAGAUUCAAAGGGAAAGAGCAAUUCAAACAGGGCAUCGGGUGGCGGUGGCGGUUGGAGAGGACGUGGUGGGAAAGAAGGCGGACGAGGCCGUGGAAAAGGUGGUAAGUCAAGAAACUAAGGUGGUAGUAGUAGUUAAAAAUGGAGUUGAAUUUGGAUUAAACUCUUUGGUAGGAGCAGAACUGCUUUGUUUUGAUUAUAUAUCUGACCCUAAAGUUCCAAAUUGAAUUGCACUCUCGAAGUUAUGGAUAUUGAUGUUAUCAGUGCUCUUUUUUUAUGGCAUUUAUAUAUUUUGGUGUUGCAUUUUUAA
Molecule: messenger RNA, 996 nt
Organism: Gossypium raimondii (Peruvian cotton)
Lineage: Eukaryota; Viridiplantae; Streptophyta; Magnoliopsida; Malvales; Malvaceae
Product: protein EMBRYO DEFECTIVE 514
Exons: 2
Coding region: 136-807 (223 amino acids)
Biological process (GO): chloroplast organization; chloroplast rRNA processing
Cellular component (GO): chloroplast
Source: RefSeq, a predicted model, not a curated record